AUGGAGGCAGGCAGACCAACAGCUAACUUGCAACCACCGCAGAAUACUAACCGCGAGCAACCUCACCAAGAAACGAUGAUGAACACAGCGUGUAGAAGAUGGAUCAGCGGCACGGCAGUGCCGCUGAUCAAGAAGAACAAGUUCCCGCCGCGGCCGCAGUUCACCCCAGAAAUGGAGGCACAAUGCACAGAAAAGUUCCUCCACGGUGGCAGAGGCCCCGGCGGCCAGAAGAUCAACAAGUGCAACUCCAAAGUGCAGUUGCGACACGAGCCCACGGGCAUCGUGGUCGAGUGCCAAGAAACACGGUCACGUGAGCAGAACCGCCGGCUUGCCCGGCUCAAGCUCGCGCGCGAGCUGGCCGCCGCGUCGUGCGACACGAUUCCCUCCAGAGAGGCCGCGUUGCAGCUGUGGCACCGCCAACAGAAACACGCGCAGCGCCGGCGCAGUAUCGCGAAGCACGAACGGCAUGGCGAGGCCGCUCGUGCUGAAAAAGAGGAGCGCGAGGCCCGGGACCAGGAGGCGCUGCGUGAAUUAUUCCGACGGUAA
Molecule: messenger RNA, 546 nt
Organism: Saccharomyces eubayanus
Lineage: Eukaryota; Fungi; Ascomycota; Saccharomycetes; Saccharomycetales; Saccharomycetaceae
Gene: RSO55
Product: Rso55p
Exons: 1
Coding region: 1-546 (181 amino acids)
Biological process (GO): translational termination
Cellular component (GO): mitochondrion
Molecular function (GO): translation release factor activity
Source: RefSeq, a predicted model, not a curated record